Manihot esculenta (cassava) is the source of this 468-nucleotide messenger RNA. RefSeq names its product glutathione S-transferase T3-like. The transcript has 2 exons. Lineage: Eukaryota; Viridiplantae; Streptophyta; Magnoliopsida; Malpighiales; Euphorbiaceae. The record is from RefSeq and is a predicted model, not a curated record. Bases 1 to 468 code for a protein of 155 amino acids.
AUGACUUCAAGAUCUGCAGGAUAUUCUACCAAUGAAGAUGUGCUAUUAUGCGGAGUUUAUCUAGAUGUUUCACAAGAUCCCAUUAUAGGUAAACAACAAUCUAGUCAACGUUUUUGGAGUCGGGUGGCAGAAGCAUAUGAAAUUGCAAAGAAUGAGUUUUGGGAGUCCCGCAACCCACGAUCUUUGCAAUGUCGAUUGCAAGUUAUUGAGAAGGCUAUAAGAAAAUUGAAUGGUUGUUAUCAACAAGUUGAAAACUUACAUCCUAGUGGUGCUUCAGAGCAAGAUCUGCUCAAUCAAGUGAAAAAUUUACUAAUGCAAGAUCCAAGCUAUAAAAAAGGAUUCAAAUUUGACCAUGUUUGGAGCAUGAUGAAAGAUGCUGAGAAGUUUAAAGAUUGUAGCUCUAGAAAAAAUAGUUCAAAAUCAAAGCUCCUCUUAUGUGUCCUCAGAGUCGGACAAUCCUACUCCUGA